Messenger RNA from Eucalyptus grandis, 756 nucleotides. Its product is annotated as monothiol glutaredoxin-S2-like. Lineage: Eukaryota; Viridiplantae; Streptophyta; Magnoliopsida; Myrtales; Myrtaceae. The record is from RefSeq and is a predicted model, not a curated record. Bases 158 to 430 code for a protein of 90 amino acids. The transcript has a single exon.
UGAAGCCUCAAGUAAUCCACACAACACAAGAAACCCUUAUAUCACAUUCCAAACUUCAGGAGAUCACUUUGCUCUCUCUUCUAGCUAAUUACCACUCUCUGGAAUUUACUUUUGUCGACAUUCUGGUAGUUUCCGACAUCUCGAGUCUUUUUUCUCAAUGGAAGAUCUGGUGGCCAAGAUGAUCUCGGAGAAGCCGGUAGUGAUCUUUAGCAAGAGCUCAUGUUGCAUGUGCCACACCAUCAAGACGCUUCUUUGCGACUUUGGGGCAAACCCUACAGUCCACGAGCUAGAUGAGAUUCCGAGAGGCAAGGAGAUCGAGCAAGCCCUUGUGAGACGCGGGUGCAACCCGGCAGUCCCCGCUGUGUUCAUCGGCGGCCAGCUUGUCCGUGGAGCCAAUGAGGUGAUGAGCCCCAUCUCAGUAGGUCCUUGAUCCCUAUGCUCAAACGCGCCGGAGCGUUAUGGGUUUAAAGAUUUCAUCGACAGUCUCAUCCGGCCAAAUAAGAAAGAAGAAUAAAUAAACAAAUGUGUGUUUUUUUUUUUGGUAAAGAACAAAUGUGUGUUUUUGGUACACAUGAGUUUGGAAAUAUAGGUAUAUUAGUCGAACGUGUGGUCACACUAUGAAGAGAGCUUAUCAUAGUUAAUAUUAGACAAAAUCCUAACUUGUACGGGGUUUGUAUCAUUUUGUGGUGACUCCUGUGUCUGAUCUGAGCAAUAAAAGUGACGCAGUUCUGCUAUAUAUCUACUUUUUUUUAUGUA